Molecule: messenger RNA, 1869 nt
Organism: Talaromyces atroroseus
Lineage: Eukaryota; Fungi; Ascomycota; Eurotiomycetes; Eurotiales; Trichocomaceae
Exons: 2
Coding region: 1-1869 (622 amino acids)
Biological process (GO): arachidonate metabolic process
Cellular component (GO): membrane
Source: RefSeq, a predicted model, not a curated record
AUGGACAAUACGCCGUUGCGGAGAAAGGAUACAACAAAGGGCCCGCCUCUAAGGGUGCUUUCCUUAGGUGCGCACACUACCCCAGCACAAUGGGUUCUGAAACUAACAUCUAGUCCUUUGUCAGAUGGAGGUGGCGUGCGCGGUUAUUCGAUGCUUAUUUUGCUACAAGAGCUCAUGUAUCGCACAUACGUCGAGUGCGAAGGGAGCGCGCCGCGACGAGACCAGAUCCCCAAGCCAUGCGAUUACUUCGACCUCAUCGUCGGCACGGGCACGGGCGGGCUGAUUGCUAUCAUGUUGGGCCGACUGCGACUGGACCUGGAGACGUGCAAGGAGGUAUAUGUUCGCAUGACGCGGAAAGUCUUUGAAACGGACAAGACGAUAGCGGGCAUCCCGUACCGGUCGACGCUAUUCAAAGCAUCCAAGUUGGAAGAGGCAAUUAGGCAAUGUGUUCGUCAACACACGGUUUAUGAAUCUGAGGGCAAUGAUUUUGGAAAUGCUAGCACCGUCGAAUUCUCGAGUCCCAUACAUUCUGUGCCGCAGCGCACUCUCAGUCGAUCUAGCUUCAGCUCAACCAACACGUCGCGCGCGCCACCGUCGCCUGGGAGCCAGCGGAAUUCAAUGUCUUUUGUUGCCGGCUAUAAUGGCUUUCGGUUCGGGAACCCGGACGCGGCGCUGUACGAUAAUCGCGAUUUUCGCACCAAAACCGCUGUUACUGCUGUGUACAAAGGCUCCAGGGCUAGCACACCGCCUGUCCUCUUACGUUCUUACGAUUCUAGGAGAGAGCCUCCUCCUGAAUUUGAAUGCACCAUCUGGCAGGCUGGCCGCGCUACUUCGGCUACGGGCCUCGCGUUCAAGCCCAUUCAAAUCGGCCAAUACGUAUUUAUUGACGAAGGCGCCGGCACGUUCAAUCCUGCCCCGCAAGUUCUUGACGAAGCCGUCGUGAACGAGUGGCCUGGUCGCGAGCUUGGUGUUUUCGUCAGUAUAGGAACUGGCAAGCGUCCAGCGGGAACAAAUCAUCAGCAGCACGAGUGGUGGGAGGGCUUUUUCGGAGAUGCGUUGGGAACGUUUGCUGAGGCUCGACGACGGCUCAUCGCGAAGAUUGAGGGCUGUGAAGAAAUCCAUCAAAGGAUGCUUUCAGAGCAUCUGGCGAAACGCAACGUGAAGAAAGAGAACUACUAUCGGUUGAAUGUAGAAGUCGGGGUGGGAGAAUUUGGAAUGAACGAGUGGAACCGGCUCGUGGAUAUCAGUACCAACACACGCCGGUACCUCGCCAAACCCGACGUUCAAGGAAUGACUUUGGAGGCUGCAUCGAAACUGGCUAGAAUUGAACGGAUGCAUCGACGGCAGACAUCACACGCAGCAGCAAUGGCCACAUCAGCCGAUAUGCAACAGCCAGCAGCAGCAGAAUCAACGCCUCCUCCAGCUCCUAUCAUUGUACCGCCUCCUUCGAAUCCCAUAGCCAUCGAACUGCCAGCCGACGAAAUCCCAAUUGGACAUCGGCCGCAUCAUUCCCCUCCUCGCGUGUAUGAAGAGAAAAUUGCCAUUAUGGGCCCUGAUGAUCUCGGGCCUCAGUCUCAUCUCACUUCGCCAGAUGGAAGCUCACGGCGCUGGUCUGGGGAACACCUACACAGCACGUCUCCUGGAUCACCACGGCGCAGCGGCGAUUUGGAGGUGAACAUGAAUAUGCCUCCGCCUCUACCACCGAAGACUCCGAUACCGUAUCCGGAUGACGCAGGCAAUGCGGGGAUCGCCAUGCCACUUCCGGGGGCGCCCCGACCUGUGCAGCCUGGGUAUCAUCGGCCACCGUAUCCCGUGGAUGGGCCUCCUGUGGUUGAUAAACUACGGAAGCCUACCUACAACGUACGAUGA